AUGAAUUCAAUCAACUACAUACUUGAACCGAGUGUAGUAAAUCAUUCAAUAUAUGGUCAUUUCACCUCUUUGGAUUAUAAAGAAUUGUGCACAGUACAAACUAAUGUAUUAAAGUUUUAUAAGAUCAACCAUUCAGAAAGUGAUGCUAAAUCUCCAAUCUUAACAUUUACAAAUGAAUUUCCAUUAGUGACGCCUAAGAUUACACAAAUUUGUAAAAUAUUAACAGAUCGGAACAUGGAAAACAGUAGUAACAGCAAGCUAGACAAAAUAAUUUUGGUUACUAAUGAUAAAAUUUCAAUUGUAGAAUAUGAUAUAUAUGAACAAACAUUGAUCACUAAAAGCUUGCAUUAUUAUGUGGAGAAAUUUGCCACCAAUUCCAUAGAUAUUAAUACUUCUAGAUUAAGAUUUAAUUCAUCAAACCAAUCUUUGAUAUUAUUCAAGUCUGAUUGCUUGGCCAAGUUGGAUAUCUUUAGUGAUGUCGUAGAGAUAAAAGUAAACUCUGCUGAUGAGAACAACGAAGUAGAAGAGGAUGAAAUAAUGUAUGAUGAUGAUAUUGGAAACUCCAGGUCUUUGAAAAGACGAAAAUUUGCUCCAAGAAGUUUAUUUUUUAAAACCACUAGUAUUUUACCAGAUUUACAAAAUAUAGUUGAUCUCCAAUUUUCCAAACUUAAGAGUUUAAUUUAUAUAUUAUAUGUUCCAAAAUAUUUUUCAUGGGCAGGUGCUCCUAAGCAAAAUACUAUGAAAUUUAUUUGCCUAUCGACUAAUGAUAGCAAUAGUAGUAGUGGUAACAACAAUACUGAAGACGGCGUAAACAAUGGCAAAGUAUCUUCCCUACUCUCUUCUAUGAAUGCCACAUUAACAUCGCCAUCAUCAACCACUGUUAUUGGAGAAUUAACCUCUUUACCCAAUGAUAUUCAUACAAUUAUACCAUAUAAAAAGGGGUCUUUUUUACUGGGAGUCAAUCAUAUUUUGUACAUAGAUGAAAACUUCACUUUGCAAGUAUGUAUAAGGUUUAAUGAAUAUUCAGAGAAAAAUUUGAAAAGUUGCAAAAGGUAUAUAGAUUACUCCUACUUAAAACUAGAAUUACAGUACCCUACGGCCUGGUGCUGGUUGAAUGAUACUGUGUUGGUUUUUAACUCUUUUUCAUUUAUUUUGAAAUUUGAAGGUAGAUUAUUAAUUAAUGCUACAGUACAGAAAUUAAUUAAGAAUGAAAACAUUUAUAAAGAGAAUAUUCUGUCUAUCACUAAGUGCGAAGAUUAUUUAUUUUUUUCAUAUCAAAAUGGCAGCUGUUCUAUGAUAGAAAUCACUUCAAGACAACAACAACAACAACAACAACAACAACGGGAAGAAGAGGCCAGUUCAAAUGGUGGAAACAACGGAGACAAUGAUGCAACCAUUAAAAACACUGCUGUUGAUGAUGAUGAAGAUUAUGGUGAUUUAUUGUCUGAAGAUGAAGAUGAAUAUGAAAAAGCUAAUAAUAUGCUAUUUGAUGAAGAAGAAGAUUUGUAUGGUAACAACAGGGACAAUACAACUAGCUUUAUUAUUAAUUUUUAUGACAACAUUUUACCUAAUUUGGGGCCGAUAUCUUCGUUGACGUUUGGCAAGACAACUUCUCUACAACGUAAGCUAAAGGGAUUAGUCAAUCCAAACAAAAACGAACAGUCUAUAUUAGCUGUUGGUGGCUCUAACGGUAGUAUUAUUGAAAUCCAACCAAGCGUCCAGCCAAUUGUGGAGAAAGCCUUCAAGUUUACAGAUGUUACAAGAAUUUGGAACGUUAAAGAUAAAUAUCUAAUUACAACGGAUUCAAAUAAAAUUAAAAGCGAUAUUUUUCUUAUUGAAAAGAACUAUGCCCCUUUUAGAGCAGUCGACUUUAAAAAGUACUCUAUAACUUUGGACAUGGCAUGUAUUGAAUCCAGAAUAGUACAGCUAACAAAUAAGGGUAUUUUUAUUUUUGAUGACAAUUUCAAAAGACUAUUCACAUUGUUUUUUGAAGCUGAGGUUGUUCACGUUUCUGUGGAGGAUUUAUACAUUUUAACAACCAACGUCAAGGGUGAAAUUGAGAUUUAUGAAUUUGAAAACGAUAAAUUAAAUACUAUUCAGCUACCGGAACAAUUGAAUGAAUUAAUUUUAACAACAGGUGAAAUACUAAAGACAAACAUGUGUAAUGAGUUUAUUGCUGCAGAAAGUGAGGAAGAUCAAUUGCUAUUUACCUUUGUUACCGCUGAUAAUCAAAUAAUUUUUUUCUCAAAGAAUCAUAAUGGUAAAAUAUAUCAAUUGUGUGGUGUUGAUACCUUAAGUUCAAAAUUAUUUAUUAGCACUUAUCAAUUCCCAGAGGAAAUAGUGCCAGAUCCCUUCAUUAAACAGGUCAUGGUAAAUAAAUUGGGCAACAACAAUAUCUAUAAUAACGAUGUGUAUCUAACCAUUUUGACCUUUGGUGGUGAAAUUUAUCAGUACAGGAAAGAUUUGAAAACACCUUCCAAAUUUUAUAAAUGCACCCAAUCGUCGCUUACUGGUGGACCUGCCAAUGUUUACCCAGAAGGCAUGAACGGUAUUGAACGUGUUUUAUAUUACAUUCCCAACUACACUGGGUAUUCGGUUAUUUUUGUAUCUGGAUUGAGACCGUAUAUUAUAAUUAAAGAACACAAUGCUUCUCCCAAAAUCUAUCAGUUUGCGAACAUUCCCUUAAUGUCUUUAACAAGUUGGAAAUCGAAUACUAUUAUGUGUGUUGAUGAUGUUAGAUGUGCACGUAUCCUAAAAUUAGAUUUGCUUGGCGUUUAUUAUGGCUAUAAAUUACCAGUAAAAGUGAAUACUUUUGCUUCACACCAUAACUUUAAUAAUAUAACUUAUUUUGAUAGUUUGGGCAAAAUUAUAGUUUCAUAUUUUACAGAGGUUGAUUAUAUACCGAAAAAUGCAAUUGGUGAAACGUUAAUCACUGCACCAGGGAAGAAUUUGCUUUCUAAAACAUACACUGGUGGUCUUUUAGUGGUAGAUCCUAUUAGUAUGAACAUUUUGGACACUAAGGAUUGUGAUCACAUGAUUACUUCAUUGGAAACCAUGUAUAUUAAGAUUUCAUCGUCUUUCACGACAAAAGAGUACAUUGUUGUUCUCCAAAGUUUUUUGCGGGACGAGGAUAUUAUGGGUCUAGGGUACUUACAAGUUUAUGAUUUCGUUGACAACAAACUACAAUUAUUGUACUCAGAUGAGGAAGUUCGCGGUGUCAUAAAUUCCAGUUGUGAAGUUGAUGGUAGGAUAUUAUUAAACCAAAGUUCUAAGAUGUUUGUGAGGAAUGUUUCCAAGAAUUUAAUUACUAAGAAAAUGUUAAUGGAACCGGUUGCUUUCUUGGAUUCCCAAUCCACAGUUGUUGAUGCAAAAUCAUUUGGUAAUUAUGUUUUGUUAUCUGAUGUUCAAAAUGGGAUUCAACUAUAUGCUUUUGAAUCUGAACCAUAUAGAUUUAUUCCUUUGGGCAGAUCAUACAUUAAAAAUUUGAAUCCGAUAACAUGUGACAUUUUACCGAACACGGGCGAUUUUUUUACGAUAUGUUCCACCAAAGAUGGAAAUUUGCAUUGCUUUAAAUAUGGACCAGAUGACCCAAGCUCGUUUUCGGGAACCAAAUUGGUUUAUUUGUCAAAAUUCAGUAUUGGGACUACUACUACUUGUAUGCGUACCAUACCUAAGGGUAACACGUUUGGAGACGAACAGGAAUACAUGACACUUUGUGGAUGCACUGAUGGGUCAAUCUAUAAUGUGGUGCCUUUGCAAGAAUCAUCUUACCGAAGACUGUAUGUAAUUCAGCAACAAAUUAUUGACAAAAUGGUACAGUUUGGUGGAUUGAAUCACAAAUUUGAAAGGUUUUAUAGUAAUCAAGUUAAUGAUAAAAGGCCAUUUAUUGAUUUGGAUUUAAUAAAGAGAAAUUUUACUAAUCAAUCUAUUGAUUCAAGAGACAAAAUUUCUAUUAGGCUAGGUAGGAGUGCAAGUGUUGAAGUAUGGAGAGAUAUUUUAGAAGUUGAAUUUUCUACACGUAUAAUGAAUUGA
Molecule: messenger RNA, 4032 nt
Organism: Saccharomycodes ludwigii
Lineage: Eukaryota; Fungi; Ascomycota; Saccharomycetes; Saccharomycodales; Saccharomycodaceae
Gene: CFT1
Product: cleavage/polyadenylation factor CFT1
Exons: 1
Coding region: 1-4032 (1343 amino acids)
Cellular component (GO): nucleus; mRNA cleavage and polyadenylation specificity factor complex
Molecular function (GO): nucleic acid binding; protein binding
Source: RefSeq, a predicted model, not a curated record